This is a messenger RNA of Phaeodactylum tricornutum CCAP 1055/1, 2108 nucleotides long. RefSeq lists its product with no specific name. The transcript has a single exon. Bases 65 to 1354 code for a protein of 429 amino acids. Lineage: Eukaryota; Bacillariophyta; Bacillariophyceae; Surirellales; Neidiaceae. The record is from RefSeq and is a predicted model, not a curated record.
CAAACAACAAAACUCCGGAAGAACAAGACAUCCAAGGUCAAAGCGAACCUUGCUUUUUUCCUGCAUGGGCUGCUUGCUAAGUUGGCGGGACUCCAACAACCUAAGGAUUCAAGGCCUUCGCAAAAGACAAGCAACAGGCUGCGCAACCGUGUGUUCAUAUCAAGUCACAAAAAGCACAAUGAUGACAGCACUUACACAACGGAACCAUCACCAUUGCGGAAUAGGCGGAUGUAACGAGACUGAGAACCUCAAUACACAUACCAAUCCUCACGCGGACAUUGGUCCUGAAAUCAACCUGUGCCCAACUCCACGUAUGAUACAGAAUUCGACCGACACGUUGCCUUUGGGAGACUCUGACGAAGAAGUGAGUGGCUCUGCCAUUCCUCCUCGGUCUCCUAAAUCCUGUAGCGAGUUACCAAAUCUCCCUUGUUUCACCAGAUCUCCACAACCGAUCAAGAGGCACCGUAGUCUUCCGAGUCCAAACCGACGAUUCAUUUUUGGGCAGUUCUGGGAGAAAAAUGAAUGCGACGAAGAAGUCCACUUUUCAAAAGUACCGCCUACGACAGAUGUGUCGGCUACUUCUUCAACGAGCACCAAUCCUCAAGGAGCGGGUCGUCCAGUGGCGACAAUCAACAACUUUGACAUACGUUGUUUAGCUCCCCCAGCUCAUCGACGCGUCCAAAGCGAGUAUUUCAGAGACAUUCACGAACUAUCUCCCCACUCAAAACAGAGUCUGCCUCGCCUGCCGGCUCCCUUGAUGCGUUUCUAUCAUCAAGGUACAAGAACAUCGUUGAAUGGCAUGUAUCCUAUGAACACUCCCCGAUCAAUCCUUCGAGAAAGUUCUUACCGGCGUUUGAUAACAAGCAACCAUGAUACGUCUCCAAGGAAUCAGGCUGCGUUUGUUGACAUGGGACACCGCAAUGGAUCUUUCAACUUGACCAGGACUUUACGACAAUUUCCUCUCUCAAAAUCAGAGCAAGAAGACUGCUCAUUACAUAGUGACACGGCAUCUACCUCUAUCUCACAGGAUUGCACGAGUAAGAAGGUCCAAUUCGAUCCACGCGUCGUCGUUACUGAGUUUGAAGACAAUAUACCUCGGGAAUGGUUCAACGAACAAGAACUAGAGCGCUUUCAAUGCGAUACCAUUAUGCUCGCGCGAAGGUAUCUACUGAACCAUCCCGAACUGAUUCCCGAAUAUAGUCGCCCCAAACUGGAUCCGGUCACUUGCACCCUGCGUAAAAAGGCCCUUUUCUCCAUGCCAAUACUGUCAUCGGACGAUGACCUCCUGCCGCGAUCACCACCCGUGCCCGGCAUCGUCAAGACGAGUCGAUGGCAUGAAGUGGCCGAUCGUUAAGUGCAGGCAAUAAUGACGUAGAUCCUAGCAAGCUCAUUGCGCACCUGUUUCAGCGAUCGCUGCAGCCAUUGUUUCCCCCUGCAGAAAUUGUCAUGAUUUGCACAGGGGAAGAAACUUUGGAAUUCAUGCAAGAGACCGAGGCAAACAGAUCGCAUCGGGUUCGAUUGAUUGAUGUGGAAGAAAGUUUUCGACGCGCCCAGAGCCCCUGUUUGACUGACUUGUGCGACUAAAAGAUUGCAUAGUCAACUGUUGACACCUAUCGAGCAAGCGACAAGUAUAAAUUCGCACCAUGGUUCAAUGCACAAUUUGCUCUCGUCAUCUAAGCACCAAAAGUAUCUUCAAGAACUAGUACCACAACAACUUGGAUGGGUAUUACCGGGUCACUUUAAUCAAUAUCAUCAAGAAAAGAGAACGACGACUGGACACGGCACAGCCGCAGAGGAAUGAAGUGCAAUCGCCAGCGACACCGCCGGCUAUGUGGCACUGCUUAUUACUUGGUGUUUCGUCCAAUUGGGAACAAGACUCGCGGACUUUGAUCCAGAGUGGGGCCGACAUGUUGUGGGGAAAAUAACCACCACGAAUGAAUGGCGCGCUACGAGACGACCUUGUCGCCCGAUUGGUUGAAAAGCGAGGCUCUGGUGAAACAUUGUCGCCGUCAGUAUCGACUAUGGAUGAAGAAACAGAAGACGAACCGCAAGGAACAGCGUCCGUAUAGCAAGUAAAAUUUCUCGAAAAUGAAUCACACUUUGAUGAC